AUGAAGAAAGAUAUAACUUUACUUCCUCAUCUCAACAUCAUUCUCGAAAAUUUACUUUAUAAUAAGAAUGGAAGUGAAAAAGGAGAUGAAAGUAGUUUUCAGAGACUUGUGGACGAGAUAGAUGCUGUAACAGAAGACAUGACUGUAAAUCAAGAAGUGGAACAGUUAGAUGAAAAUAGAAACAACCAAGUACGUUUAUCAACACCUACCUUCGGUAUUUCAGAUGUAACGGAUACACACAAAUUUGCAGUCCUCAAAGAGGAUACCUUACGGUCUUUUGAUUCAAUAAAUCGUUUAAAAGGGCAUGCUACCUCUGAAAUUGACAAUGUGGGGUCAGAAAAUAAAACAGAACCUAUCGGACAUGUAUCUGACGAACAACACUUUAAAGAUGAAGAUUCUACGUAUGAUGUUCAUAUGAAUAUAUUGAAAAAAGUAGACAGUGAUGCUGAAGAUGAAACAUUUAGAAAACAAGAGGAACUCACUAGGCUUAUCCCUGAAAUAAAGCAAAAUGAAGACCAGUGUACAGAUGUAGAAAGAACGUCUAAAAGAAAGUUUCGCCACAAGAAAAGAUUUCAUACUCGGAGUUCAACAAUUGACUCAGGUAUACUAUUCGCAUCGUUAGGCAGUGAAGAGACGACAGAGAACGGCAAUAAGAAUAAUUUACACUAUAUGGUAGAGGUUUAUCGGCCCUGGAUUAAGCAUCAGAUCAAUGUACUGGAUGUUUUAAAUCUACUUUCGCUAGAGAACGAUGACAUUGAUGUUGUUAAAAGCAAGGCUAAGUCGUGUCCUCCUGAUGCUGUAGAUUGCAUGCUCAACAUAAUGGCAAACUGCGAAAUUCCUGGAAUAUGGCAAAGAUUUAUUGAUGCGCUUGAAAGACUAGAGUAUAUUCAUCUGUCACAACUUUUAAAAAAUGAGACAGAAGUUCAUCACAGUCACAGCUCUGCAAUCCUUAAACUUGUCACAAAUGAUCUUGCACAGCGAAUAUGCUUUCCAGAGUUUUUGGAUAAAGUUUACGAACAGGAAUUAAUUACCUCGGCGGAACGCGAAGAGGCAGAUGCUGUUUUGGAGACGAAAGGUUCAGAAGCUGCCGCCAGAGUGAUAAUAAAUUAUGUCGAUAAACAUUUACCUAUGUGGGAUGUAUUAUUUGCUGAUAUACUUGAUCAGUCUUUUAUGCCGGACAUUGCAGAUUUGUUUAAAAUGAUUGAUCAACGACCAUCUCAGACACGUGGUAAAGCGAAUUUUGGUUCCUAAUUAUACAUUGUAAACAUUACAUUUGAAGGAGUUUCCCUA
Ruditapes philippinarum (Manila clam) is the source of this 1290-nucleotide messenger RNA. RefSeq lists its product as uncharacterized. NCBI's taxonomy places the organism in Eukaryota, Metazoa, Mollusca, Bivalvia, Venerida, Veneridae. The record is from RefSeq and is a predicted model, not a curated record. The transcript has 7 exons. The coding region runs from base 1 to 1251 and encodes 416 amino acids.